GCGUCGCUUCCCCGCGGCCCCGCGGGGUCGUGCGCCGCCGUCUUCGGGUUGGACUGGCGGGGGGUGGGGUAGACCAGAGCUUGCAUCUACCCAGAUCCGAGCAAAAAUAGCAGGGAGGGUGAGGCGCUCUGCUAACACUAUCAAUUAUGCAUCGUGUUGAACGUGGCUUCGGGGAGGAGGCUGCUAGUGGGGAGGGGGGUGCGGCGAGGAAGGGUCCGUGCGAGGCCGGCCGCGCGCUGCUCAGCAGGUCCUACUUCAGGUCUGUCUGUGCCACAGCCCGCAUUUGCAAAGAGUUUAAAGGCAAAGACACGCCCCCCUUCAGUUGUGCGCCUUGCCUUCCCCCAAAUUCCUCAAAGAUGGUUUGUCUCACGUGUUGCUGGGCGUAAAAGCGACUCGCAUUCAAUUAGCGAAGCUCCCCGGCCCUGGCGGGACCCGCGCGUGAGGCCAGCAACAGAUGUGGAAAGCGCCUUUGGGCAGUGUCCUGGCUCCGAGACCUCAAGUCUGGAGAAGGGGUUGCAGCCCGAGGGCAGUGCGCGGAGAGUCAGCGAGCAGCAGCGGGUUCCGCGAUGGUGCCCUUGCGGGCUCUGUGGCUAGCAUGGGCUCUGCUAGGAGUGGCCAGAGCGUGCCCGGAGCCGUGCGCCUGCGUGGACAAGUACGCGCAUCAGUUCGCCGACUGCGCGUACAAGGAGUUGCGCGAGGUGCCGGAAGGACUGCCGGCCAACGUGACCACGCUUAGUCUGUCGGCCAACAAGAUCACGGUGCUGCGGCGUGGGGCCUUCGCCGACGUCACGCAGGUCACGUCGCUGUGGCUGGCGCACAAUGAGGUGCGCACGGUGGAGCCGGGCGCCCUGGCGGUGCUGAGCCAGCUCAAGAACCUCGACCUAAGCCACAACCUCAUAUCCAGCUUUCCGUGGAGCGACCUUCGUAACCUGAGCGCGCUGCAGCUGCUCAAAAUGAACCACAAUCGUUUGGGCUCACUGCCCCGGGACGCACUCGGCGCGCUGCCCGACCUGCGCUCCCUGCGCAUCAACAACAACCGCCUGCGUACCCUGGCUCCCGGCACCUUCGACGCGUUAAGCGCGCUGUCGCACCUGCAACUCUAUCAUAACCCUUUCCACUGCAGUUGCAGCCUCCUGUGGCUGCAGGCCUGGGCCGCAAGCACCAGGGUCUCCUUACCGGAGCCCGACUCCAUCGCGUGCGCCUCGCCUCCCGCGCUGCAGGGGGUGCCGGUGCACCGCCUGCCCGCCCUGUCCUGCGUUCCGCCCAGCGUGCGUCUGAGUGCUGAGCCGCCGCCUGAGGCGCCGGGCAGCCCCUUGCCCGCCGGCCUGGCGCUCAUGCUACACUGCGUCGCCGAAGGACACCCCACACCCCGCCUGCAAUGGCAACUUCAGAUCCCGGGUGGCACCAUAGUCUUAGAGCCUCCCGUCCUGAGCGGGGAGGACACCGGGGAUGGGGCGGAAGACCGGGAGGAAGGAGAUGGGGACGGGCCGACACAGACGGAGGCCCCAACCCCGACUCCAGCACCCGCUUGGCCCGCGCCCCCAGCCAACCCGCGCUUCCUGGCCCUCACAAACGGUUCCCUGUUGGUGCCCCUCCUGAGUGCCAAGGAAGCAGGCGUCUACACCUGCCGUGCCCACAAUGAGCUGGGCGCCAACUCCACGUCACUACGCGUGACAGUGGCGGCGGCUGGGCCCCCAAAGCACGCUCCUGGCUCUGGGGAAGACUCCGAAGGGCAGGCCCCUACUUCUGAGCGCAAGUCCACGGCCAAAGGCCGAGGCAACAGCGUUCUACCCUCCAAGCCCGAGGGCAAAAUCAAAGGUCAAGGCGUGGCCCGAGUUAGCGUCCUCGGGGAGACGGAGGCGGGGCCCGAGGAGGAGGACGCGGCUGAGGGAGAGGAAGCAGAAGACCAGGUCUCUGCGGAUCCGGUGGAGGAGCAACGCUGUGGCCACGGGGACCCCUCGCGGUACGUGUCCAACCACGCAUUCAACCAGAGCGCAGAGCUCAAGCAGCACGUCUUUGAGCUGGGCGUCAUCGCGCUGGACGUGGCGGAGCGGGAGGCUCGGGUGCAGCUGACGCCGCUGGCGGCGCGCUGGGGAUCUGGGCCCGGCGGGGCGGGGGGAGCCGGGCGGCCCGGGCGGCGGCCGCUGCGCCUGCUCUAUCUGUGCCCAGCGGGGGGUGGCGCAGCAGUGCAGUGGUCGCGCGUGGAGGAGGGCGUCAACGCCUAUUGGUUCCGCGGCCUGCGGCCCGGCACUAACUACUCAGUGUGCCUGGCGCUGGCAGGCGAGGCCUGCCACGUACAAGUGGUGUUUGCCACCAAGAAGGAAUUGCCCUCGCUGCUGGUCAUCGUGGCGGUGAGCGUGUUCCUCCUGGUGCUGGCCACCGUGCCCCUGCUGGGCGCCGCCUGCUGCCAUCUUUUGGCCAAACACCCGGGUAAGCCCUAUCGUCUUAUACUGCGGCCACAGGCCUCUGACCCCAUGGAGAAACGCAUCGCCGCCGACUUCGACCCGCGUGCCUCCUACCUCGAGUCCGAGAAAAGCUACCCCGCAGGCGGCGGGGCAGACGUCGUGGAGCCAGAGGAGGCACCCGGGGAGGGCCUCGACGAAGACGCGGAGCAGGGGGACCCAGGUGGGGACCUGCAGCGGGAGGAGAGUCUGGCGGCCUGCUCGCUGGUGGAGUCCCAGUCCAAGGCCAACCAAGAGGAGUUCGAAGCGGGCUCUGAGUACAGUGAUCGGCUGCCCCUGGGCGCCGAGGCGGUCAACAUCGCCCAGGAAAUUAAUGGCAAUUACAGGCAGACGGCAGGCUGAACCCCCAGCCCGACUGGCCCGCCCAUUCCCAUCCCCCACCGUGGGUGCCUGGGAGCAGAAGCCUAGGGCUGGCAGGACGAACGCCCACCACCCCACCCUCAACCUUCACUAACUCCGCCCUUUUACCGGCCCCAACCUUCACUACUGGGGACUUCUAGAGGGGUGUGGGACGAGACUGCACCAGUCCCCGGCCACCACUAUCGUCAUUGUCUUUGUGGGCUCAAUUCCCUUCCACGGCAAGCACAGUUACUGGCUCUUCUCUCUCCCCAUAAUACACCACCCGCUGACCAUGAAGCGAAAUCCACGCCUCUCCAUUCCCACCGUAAUUGUUAUCUGCGAAAUCUGCUCUGCAGCCUGCCCCACCGUGGGUUUUGGAACCAGAGGAAACGGAGAAGACGUUGGAAAUAUCUGGUGGUAACGCUGUGGCCCGGGGUCAGCCCGGGACCCGCAGCUGAUGUCCCCUCCGUGGAGCGCUGUAGGGUCCCGCCUACUCCAUCCUUUCUGGGGUGCACGUCCCAGAAGCCAGGACUCGGUGGCAACUUCCUAGUUUUAGUUUAAAAGCCCCCUUCCGACUGGGAAACAAACCCUUCAGUCCCCCCCACCCCCAAUCCGCUUAUGAUCCGCUGGAGCCGAGGCCGGUGCCUGGGGCGCCUUUCAGCUCCGCGCUCCGAUUUUCAUAUUUUCGUUUUUGUUUUUGUUUUUGUUUUUCCCCAAAGACAGCGACACUCCGGUCUGGUGCUAACACCCCCUUCCCAGCCUCUGGGAAAAUUGGAUGUGAGUGAGGGGGUGGGGCGGGGAAUCCGCCUUCUCUCUCCCUCUCUCCUAACUUAAAGCGCCGCGGAACCGCGCUCCCUUUUCAGGCGGAGAGCGUGGGGUUGGUUCUGGCUGAAUUUCGUUGUGGGGGAGUUGGGGUUUCGAGUUCGAAGCACUCCACAGCUCCGCUUCCGCUGCGGCACAUGACCCAGACCUCCGUUCAAGGGGCGCGGGGGGCAAAGGAAGCCAACUGCUGUCUCUCCGGACCGGGUCUGGUUCGCACAGAAGCCUGCGCGUGACGGUGCGGCGGGAUCCGGAGAGAGAAAAGUCCCUCUGUCUUCGCGUCUCCUCGCCCCGCCCCGCCCCGCCCCGCCUCCUUCCAAGAGAACAGUAUUUGCCCGGCGUGUAGUCCUAGACUAGCGUGCUCUGUAGGAGAAGUCUGUGUCCUGUAAAGUGUGACCGUGUAGUGUAGGGGGGGCGGGCAGGCAGGCAGGUGGG
Molecule: messenger RNA, 4055 nt
Organism: Ailuropoda melanoleuca (giant panda)
Lineage: Eukaryota; Metazoa; Chordata; Mammalia; Carnivora; Ursidae
Product: immunoglobulin superfamily containing leucine-rich repeat protein 2
Exons: 3
Coding region: 567-2804 (745 amino acids)
Biological process (GO): positive regulation of axon extension
Cellular component (GO): cell surface
Molecular function (GO): protein binding
Source: RefSeq, a predicted model, not a curated record